AUGUUCGCCACGAGAGCCCUUCGACAGGCCGCUGUCCACGCCGAGCGGACUCCCAUGAUCCGAUUCCUCGGCCCCCGGACCAUUCCCUCUUCCAUCGACCACACUCCUCAGCCUCACCCCGCUUCUCCCUCCGGCAAGCUUCCCGAGGGUUUCACUGCGUACUACGGCAACGGCGAUGCGGCUGCCCGGCACAACUCCUUCGGCGCCUACCGUGACCACGCCCAGCAGCACGGCCCCCUCCAGAAGACCAUCGGCGGUGCUGAUGCCGGCAUUGGCGGCUCCUCUGGCCACCAGCUCGGCUCCAUUCUGCCUCCCAAGGGCGUCGCCUUUGACGUUUCCGAGCUGCCUGCCCGCUUCCGCCGCCGCCCCAUCGACCUGAGCGAGAUCGAGGCCAUCGAGUCCGGUGGCGCAGCCUUGAUUUAA
This is a messenger RNA of Trichoderma citrinoviride, 423 nucleotides long. RefSeq lists its product as hypothetical. NCBI's taxonomy places the organism in Eukaryota, Fungi, Ascomycota, Sordariomycetes, Hypocreales, Hypocreaceae. The transcript is spliced from 2 exons. The coding region runs from base 1 to 423 and encodes 140 amino acids. Gene Ontology annotation, biological process: 2-oxoglutarate metabolic process. The record is from RefSeq and is a predicted model, not a curated record.